AUGCCCGCGUCGCUCGCGACGGCGGAGCGCAUGGCCUUCAUGGUGCGCCACGGCAGCGGCAUCGUCUCCGCCGCCGCGUCCCCCGCCGUACUCGACCGACUCGCCAUUCCGCCCAUGCUGGCGGGCACCGAAAGCGGCGCGAAUAACGGUUCCGCGUCCUCCGUGUCGGUGGACGUGGCGGUGGGCACCACUACGGGCAUCUCCGCCGCGGACAGGGCACGCACGCUCAGGGCCCUCGCGGACGCGCGCUCGCUGCCCGCGGACUUCUGCCGCCCGGGCCACGUCUUUCCGCUGCGCGCACAUCCAGGCGGAGUGCUGCGCCAAGCCACGCGCGUGGAGGCUGCGGCGGACAUGGCGGUGCUGGCGGGGCUGUCGCCUGUGACAGCUGUCACGGAGCUGCUCAAUGAUGACGGCUCGCUGCCAGAUGCCGCCCAGACGCAGCAGUUCGCCGCCCAGAACGCGCUCACGCUGAUCUCCAUCCAGGACAUCGUCAGGCACCGGCGGCUGGUGGAGCGUACAGUGAGGCGCACAGCAGUGGCGCGGCUGCCCACGGAGUGGGGCACGUUUGACAUUGUGAGCUACAUGAGCGACGUUGAUGGCAUCGAGCACGUGGCCAUGGUCAAGGGCGAUAUAUCAUCAGGCGAGGAUGUGAUGGUGCGAGUGCACAGCGAGUGCCUCACGGGUGAUAUUUUCGCCUCCGCCCGCUGCGACUGUGGGCCCCAGCUGCAGCAAGCACUGCGCCGCAUUGAGGCCAAGGGCCGCGGCGUGUGCAUCUACCUUCGGGGACAGGAGGGUCGCGGGAUAGGCCUGGGGCACAAGCUGCAGGCGUACAAUCUGCAGGACAUGGGGCGGGAUACUGUGCAGGCGAAUCUGGACCUGGGCAUGCCGGCGGAUGCCAGAGAGUACAGUGCAGCGGCGCACAUUCUGAGGGAUCUGGGCGUGCGGUCGCUGCAGCUGAUGACAAACAACCCCGCGAAGCUGACGGCGAUAAGUGAAUUAGGGUUUGCUGUCAACGGACGAGUGCCGGUGCUGUGCCCCAUCAAUAUGGAGAACCGGAGAUAUCUGGAGACAAAGCGCGCCAAGAUGGGUCACCUGUAUGAUGCAUCACUGGCACAGCCCAUCAGUGGCGGGUGGGAGGCACGGGGGGAGAAUGCCGAGGAGGUGGGUGGAAGAUGCUGA
This is a messenger RNA of Closterium sp. Naga37s-1, 1179 nucleotides long. The record is from the annotation of a GenBank genome assembly. Lineage: Eukaryota; Viridiplantae; Streptophyta; Zygnematophyceae; Desmidiales; Closteriaceae.